Messenger RNA from Histoplasma capsulatum G186AR, 1822 nucleotides. RefSeq lists its product as uncharacterized. Lineage: Eukaryota; Fungi; Ascomycota; Eurotiomycetes; Onygenales; Ajellomycetaceae. The record is from RefSeq and is a predicted model, not a curated record. Bases 1 to 1563 code for a protein of 520 amino acids. The transcript has a single exon.
AUGGCUGCCCAGACCUUCCGAUUCAACUCUACAAUGAUGAAUGCAAACUUCCAGCUGCAGGAUGAGAAGGCCGCUCCUGCAGUCUCGGCUGUAAUUUUCGAUCCACCUACAAAUCCCGUUUUCAUUCCCCCUAAGCAAAAAUGCCAGAGACCAACUAUCACACCUCUCAAAAUCAAGCCGAAACAGAAUCGACUAAAUGAACCGGUGAAAUCGCGCUCUAGUUCAUUGGCACGACCGGAGCUUUCUGUCCCUCUUCAUGUUUCAAACCUACUACAAGCAACGGCAAUUCCAGUGCCGCGGACUUGGACUGGUCGAAAGCAGAGUCAUUUAUCGGAUAGAAGCGAUGCAGGAUAUUUCGAUUCCUUGUUCUCUGAGGAUGUAGCUGGAAACCAACCUGGAGGAAUGGUCCGACCCUCAAGGCAAUCCUCUCUUCACGUUCUUCUGAGUCCUCCAAACGUGUUGGAUGAUGACGACGACAGUAACCUGCGAACCGGAUCAGAGACCCCUGAUUCAGUAAGAUCAUUAUCGUUAGACUCUAUCCCGUCAUUAGAUAACGAUGACGAUAUUCCCACCCCGCUCGGUGACCCGCCAACACCAUCCCUUACCACUCCCCAACGAUUGCCGUUCGUUCGGAAGCAGCGUGUCUUCUCGCCUAGCGAGGCCUGUCCCCAAGACCAUCCUCUCCUCUCCACGUCAUUACCCGAGGACCUCAUGUACAUCGAUGAAACCCCCACAAAGAUGCCAGUAUACAGGUCGAACUCCUUCCGAGCCCUUCCAAAAUUAGGGGCAACCGUCAAAUCCAACCUCACUGCGUCCCUCCGAGCGAUCAGAUCCGCUGCCCAAAGCGUCUCUAAUUUCACAGCUCCCUCCGUGCGAUCCGAAGAUUUCUUGACACGAUCCUUUUUCUCAUUCUCUCCAGAACUAACGGACGAUAAACACCCCGUUCUAAUGAAAAACACCCCUUCGCCGGCACUCUGCCGCUACGUAAACCCCUUAACAAUAUCCGCAGCAGAUAUCCAUAUCUACAACGAGUCUCCACGAGGAACUCCUGUUGAACCCACCAGAUGCACAGCAUGCAUUCAAAUGCAGACAUACAACUUGUCAACGGUUAAGAAAAGACGCAGAAAAUGUGUAUAUCUCCCAGCCGCCACUGAAAAUGGCUAUGAAUCCGACCUUGACUGCCAAGACGAAGAUGUGAACGAUGAGGAAGACGAAGUGGAAGAUGAAGAUGAAGAAGGCGAAGAAGAUGGAGAAUACGAAGACGACGAAGACGAUGACCGUCCACGAUUCCACCUUCCCCGCCAUAGAGAGCCCAGAGAGAACAGCGAUUUUCUUCGAAUCGUCGUCUUGGAAAUGAACAUGCAACGCCGUGGUAAACUACGCAGUGACGUCCCCGGUCGAGCAAAGCCCUGGCUUCCGCCGAGAAAGGUGAUGAUGCGGUCGUCAUCACCAUCAUCACCUUCUUCUUCUGCGGGGCUCUAUGUGGGGACAGGUGGGGCAGGAUAUACGAGCCGCAAGAUUCCGCGAAGGUGGAUUCCAAUAUCCAUGGAUGAUCUAGGAUGACUUGUUAUUCAUUUCUUUUUUCUGCUCCCCGCCCUUAUUACUUGUCUCGUAUGAAUGACUCUUGGUCCACAAAUCUUAAAAGGUCCAUGCCAUGUUGUUUGCUUCCUUUUGCUUUUACCUUGACCUAUAUAUAUUUUUUUUCAAAAUAUAUAUUUUUCAAAAAAAGCUUUCGUCACGGCGUCUUGAUUACGGUUGGGUGUUUCAAGAGCAGGGUAGUUUGGUUUUGGAUAAGUAUAGAAAUGAAGAAUUCAAAUUUAUU